UUGGAAAAGCAAGAGAAUUGAAAGAGAAGAGAGAGGGAGAGGGAGAUGCAGAAAUUUUGAAAGCGAAGCGUUUCUUCAAGGAGGAAAAAUGAACGACGAACCAGUACGGGAGACAGAUCGAGGUUAAAUAAGCGGAGAUCAGCAAAUCAGAAUACAAACGGAGCUCGUUGUUGAAUUGUAAGUAACUAUGCCUUGUUCACCUGAUACUCUCAAACCCAUACUUGAACCGCCAUUGUUGAAACACCCUUCAAAAUGGUCAGAUCUAUGGCUUCGGAAAAAAAAUGCACUCAACAACGUCGUUUUAUCAAUGAAACUCCAAUCUCUCUCAUCAACACCAACUCUCGACAAAACCCUAGACAUAAAUCGACCAAAACAUGUCUCUGACCGAACAUCUCUUUUAUCAGACGAUCUCCUUCUCCAAAUCCUUUCUAGACUCCCUCAAUCUCAGAACAAUUUCAACUUUCUCGUCUCCAAACGGUGGUUGAAUCUGCAGGGCCGUCUUGUUCGUUCUCUUAAGCUACUCGAUUGGAAUUUUCUCGUAUCAGGUCGAUUAUUUCUUCGUUUUCCUAAUCUUACUCAUGUAGAUUUAGUACAAGGAUGUCUGAAUGUAUCUCGAGUUUCUGGAAUUUUGUUGACUCAUAAACUGGUUUCGUUACAUGUUGAUUCUGAUGAUGAUGUUAUAGGGGAGAAAAACAUGUUAUCUGUAGAUGAUGUUGAUUCAGGAUUAAAAGCUUUAGCUUCUAGAUAUCCAAAUUUAAGAAGACUUAAGGUUAUCAAUGCUAGUGAAAUGGGAUUGUUAAGUGUUGCUGAAGAAUGUCCAACUCUGCAAGAUCUUGAAUUGCAUAGGUGUAGUGAUCGUGUUCUUAGAGGGAUUGCAGCUUGUCAAAAUCUUCAGAUACUAAAAUUGAUUGGAAGAGUUAAUGGAUUUUACACUUCUCUGGUUUCUGAUAUUGGAUUGACAAUAUUAGCACAAGGGUGUGUAAGAUUAGUUAAGCUUGAGCUUAGUGGAUGUGAAGGAAGCUUCGACGGGAUUAAAGCAAUUGGUCAAUGCUGUCAAAUGCUUGAAGAGUUAACUCUAACUGAUCAUAGGAUGGAUGGUGGUUGGUUGGCUGCUCUUUCUUAUUGUGAGAAUUUGAAAACAUUGAAGUUUCAAUCGUGUAAGAGAAUUGACUCUGACCUUGCGCCUGAUGAGCAUUUGGGCUCUUGCCCAACACUUGAAUGUUUGCAAUUGGAAAGGUGUCAAUUACGAGAUAAAAGGAGCAUGAGGGCGUUGUUUCUUGUAUGCGAGAAUGUUAAACAAAUUUCUUUCCACAAUUGCUGGGGUUUGGAUGAUGACAUGUUCAGUGUUGCUUCUAUUUGCAGGGAGGUGAAGGUGUUGGCGAUAGAAGGUUGUUCGUUGUUAACAGUUCAAGGGCUAGAAAACGUGGUUCAACAUUGGAUGGAACUGGAGAGGCUGAGAAUUGUGUCGUGUAACCGAAUAAAGGACAGUGAAGUAUCACCUUGUUUAUCGGCCAUGUUUGACGAGCUUAAAGAGUUGAGAUGGUGGCCAGACACGAAAUCAAUGCUUGUUUCGAGUCUUUCAGGGACUGAAAUGAGGAAGAGAAGUAGUAGCAUCAAAUUCUAUAAGAAGUUGCUGCUUCCUUCCUGAUAAUGUCUGAUCUGAGAAUUGAAAAAAUGAGGAAGAUCUUGUUAUUUUUGUACUCUAAUGCCACUGUAUAAAUUGAAUUUCUUUGUUUUUGUUGUUCAUCUUCCCCCUUAGCUGCAAAAUAAUAGUGUUAUAGAUUAAUAAUAUGUUGAAUUUUAACUAUUC
Messenger RNA from Impatiens glandulifera, 1810 nucleotides. RefSeq names its product F-box protein At5g51370-like. Gene Ontology annotation, biological process: SCF-dependent proteasomal ubiquitin-dependent protein catabolic process. The coding region runs from base 188 to 1648 and encodes 486 amino acids. The record is from RefSeq and is a predicted model, not a curated record. The transcript has 2 exons. NCBI's taxonomy places the organism in Eukaryota, Viridiplantae, Streptophyta, Magnoliopsida, Ericales, Balsaminaceae. Gene Ontology annotation, cellular component: SCF ubiquitin ligase complex.